This is a messenger RNA of Trypanosoma brucei brucei TREU927, 2514 nucleotides long. It is a transcript of the gene Tb927.2.510, whose product is annotated as retrotransposon hot spot (RHS) protein, putative. The record is from RefSeq and is a predicted model, not a curated record. The transcript has a single exon. NCBI's taxonomy places the organism in Eukaryota, Euglenozoa, Kinetoplastea, Trypanosomatida, Trypanosomatidae. Bases 1 to 2514 code for a protein of 837 amino acids.
AUGUCAAGAGCAAAUAGUCCCGCAGCUCCACAAGGAAAUAAUGAAAACCAACAAGUGGCAGGUAAUAUUGAAGGGCCCAUGAGGAGACCGCGAGAUGAAAAUGUACCGCCUCCUGCUGCUGCUGCUGCUGCUGCUGCUCAGCCUCCACAAAUACGGCAGAGAACUGAAGAGAGGCCCAACUGGACGAUGGAUAGUAAGGUGAGGAAUGUGCUGCUGGAAGAUGCGCUGCUGCAACGGUAUGAGGUUCUGCGUAAUAUGAAAUUGCAUGACCUUUUGAAUCAAUACUUCUCAAACACGUAUAACACAGAGAAUGUGGCCAUGUUUUUGUUUGUUAAGAAUCCCAGAAGAUAUAUUGUUGAUGCUGAGAUUCUUGAGGAUAUACAAGGCACUGAUGAGUUUAAAACAGUGAAGACAGCUAUUGAUCUGUCUGAGAAGGUAGAGUACCUUGAUGAAAAGGAAAUUUACUACCUCAGUCAGUGGGAGGAGAAGGGGACAGUGGAAAUAAGAGAAUUUGUUGGUCCCAUGGCGAGGGGAAGGUUGGAUGGAGCGUUGGCGGCCGCCAAGAGAGCGGAAAAGCGAGCUGUCCUAGCAGCUGGUGGUGCUGUCGAACUGAAAGGAUUAUAUGAUUCCAUUUAUAAUGCGAAAUGGAGUUAUGUAAUGUCGGGUUAUCGUAGAGAGCCACUUGGAAUGAAAGUGUUCGAUGGAAGACCACAGAGCAUUUGGACCGAAGCGGAGGUGGAUAUAACUCCUGAUCCUACCAAUGUUGAUGCAGAGAUUGAGGAGAGACCCGAUGGUUUGGAGAUUUUCGUUCUCACUUCGGAGGAAGGUUGGCCAUACAACAGGUUUAAAACAAGUGACACUGAGAGGUGCGAGGAAAUUUAUAAACAUGUGUAUAUCCGUCGUGAAAUUAUGCGCGUGUGGUAUAUAAUUCAACGAGGGCUGCAAACAUGGUGGGUGGAAAGGACAGCUCGGAUAACACCGAGACAUAUUGUUAUUGGUACACCUGGUAUUGGUAAAUCAUACGGUGUUGGAUCAUUUUUGCUUUAUUCACUGCUUCACUUCCAUGAUGGAAUGUUUAAUGUCAUUGCGUAUUUCGUGGGUAAAAUCGCUUACCUAAUAUAUAACAAGAAACCCGGAGAAGAGGGAAGGGUUGAGAGGUAUAAAGUCCCGGAAGAUGCCGUUGACGCCAUAGCUGCGUUAGUAUUCGAGAAAAAAAGAGGUCACAUCAUUGUUGACAUCGGUAACGAACUACUUAUACCGCCUGGUGAGCUGCGCCAUUUGGAUUGGGGUAUAACUGUCCUCACUUCCCCCGAUACGGCACAUUAUGAGGAGUGGGAAAAGGACACGGGAAGCCGCCAUAUUAUUAUAAACUGCGAUGAUGUGCGUGACAUGAAGGCGUUUGUGGCAUGGAAGAAUUUAUCAGUAGCAUUAGGUGAAAAGGUAUCCAACACGGCGAAACAAGAGUUAAGAGGAAGACUAAAGGACGAAUGGGAAACUGUAAAGCAGCGUAUUGCAGUGGCCGGCCCGGUGCCUCGUGCCGUUUACGACGCUGUGGGGCACGGCGUGCGAAUGGAGGCUAUGGCAAAAAAAAUAAGAGGCCUCGAUGCUAAUGAUAAAAGUGGUUACGAGGAUCUUUUUAGGUCAUCAGUGAACUGGCAAACUGAAAAGGUGUCGCACAAGUUGGUACAGAUAGUCCGUGCACGUGGAAAUGGAGUUUCCGGAGAUUCAUAUCGCUGCAAAGAGCUGUCCGGACACAUAAGGAUCUUGCUACUUUGGGCGCUGCUUGGCAUUACUGCGCGAAAAACAGCAGAGUCCCAGCUCAUGAUGGGAAACAGAAGUGCCGCUUCCAUUUCAUUUGAAAGCCAUGCGUUGUUUGCGAUAGUCAAUCCUCAAGUUCUCGAGGUGAUGGCAAAGAACUUGAGACACCUCCGUCCACCUGAGAAGCUGAGGGGAAAGCAAAGUAUACUGAGUAGCAUGACUCCUCAGCAGUUGUGCCUCACUGGAUCGGAGUUCUUACCAACGGCCGGCCAGCAACCAAUUGAGAAGUGUGAAUACAUGGUGCUCUACACUCCCUCUACUGCCAACGAGCCCGUGGUGGAUGGCUUUUUUUUCGUUGAGGGGCGCUUCACGAUGUCGCCUGGAAGGCAAGCGAAAAAAGCGCCAAAACCGAAGACAAUUGUCCUUUUACAAAUAACCAAGUUAGACAGGCACCCCACCACCACGGCGAAGGUGAAGAAAUUCCGAGAAAACAUAGCAAGUUAUUUUUCCGACUGGAACACGUUUUCGGGUAACAUGGCUUGGGAAAUGAUAUACAUAAACUCAGUGGAUGGCGCCGUAAUUACCAAUUGGCAAAAAUGUGAGGCGAACGACGACGAAGUUAUCCCUGCCAGGCAGGCGGAACAACUGCAAACAUUUUGGGAAACGAUUGAACAAUUCCAGGUAACGUUGAGGGACGAAAUGAAUGCACAGCUGAUGAUUGCCUUUCAGAAGGCAGAAAAGGCACAGGGGAGGUGA